AUGCUGAAGGCAAGGCUACGGCAGCCCUGUCUGCAAACCCAGCCUGGCUGCCCCACACCCAGCGAGGCUGUGCAAAAAUCCCGUGUCUGUGGGGCGGCCAAAGGGGACCCCGAGGGGGACACUGUCUGUUGGCAGGAGAGGGGGAGCAGAGGGGAGCAGAGGUGCCAUCAGUUCCGGGAUGCCCCUGCCUUUGAGCCGGUCAAGCAAGAGGGAUGUUCAGGGCCACUGGGAGGGAAGGCAAGCAGGAGCUGCCAGUGGGGGCCUGAGGGGCUCGGUGGGGACAUACCGGGUCCCACAUUGGAUGGCAGCAACCUGGCCUUGGUGGCUGAGCCCACAGGCCCCCCAGAAUGCUCCAGCUCUGCCUCAGAGCUGCCCCCCACAGCAGCCAGCCCCACGGCCGACCCUAGCCAGGAGUGGAAAGUGGUGAAGAUCCAACAGGUCCUCAUCAACCCUGCCAGCAAGCCGAGGAAAGUGGGUCUCUCCCGUAGCGCCAGCCUCUCUGAGAAGGAGCUGAAGGAGGCAAAGGCACGGAGCCGGCGGAUCGCGGUGCAGCUCACCACGGCACCCAGCCCCAGCUCCAAGGGCGUCCUGCUCUUCAACCGCCGCAAGCAGCGCGUCGAUGGGCUCGCCGGGGCUGGGCAUGGUGGGGGCCUGCCGCUGAGCCCCGCACCCCAGCCUCAGCAAGCAGCCAUGGAGGAGGGCGAGGGGCCUGGGAUGAAGCCGGAGCCUGAGCAGCCCAGUGCGCCAGGAGAGGGGCUGCAGGCAAACGCCUCCCCGUGUCGGGAGCCGCCUGCUGAUGUCCAGCAGGUCCCGCUUAGUGUCUACCUGAAGGAGAACAUGGCAUCAGCCACCACCAACGGCAUGCAGGAGAGGGUGGCCAGUGGGAUGGAGAGUGGGGGGGAGGGGCUCAGGGAUGCGGGAGCCCCUGUGGGGCCCAGCACAGUGGCUCUUGCCCUGCCGCAGAGCCCCGAGGAAGGGAAGAACAGCGAGGUGCCUGGCAAGGUGCCCAGUGCACCCGUGGGGACAGCCACAGGGAUGGCAUCCCCAGCUGGCCAGCGGCAGAACGGGACGCAGGGCCGGCAGUACUAUGAGGUCCAUCUCACCCUGGCCAAGCCCAAGCCAGUGAAGAACCGGACGGCCAGACCCUUUGGCACCCAGGCACCCCGCACCAGUGGCCAGCCCACAGAGGGACCCCCUGCCGCCGACCUGCCCCCACCGCCCACCUAUGCAGAGACGCUGAGCAGCCCCCCGCCGCUCACACGUGUCCGCUCACCCCCUGCCUACUCAGCCCUGUACCCACCCCGGGAGCAGAAGGUGCUGCCAGGUCCCCCCAUGGGCUGUGGGGUGAGCGGACCAAACCCUCUGCCCAAAACGGGGAUCCUGGAGGAGUCAGCCGCCCGGAGAGCUGGCAAAAAGUCCAUGUUCACCUUUGUUGAGAAGCCAAAGCUGGGCCCUAACCCUGAUCUCUUGGACCUGGUUCAGAGUGCAGACAGCAGGAAGAAGCAGAAGGACCAGGGGGAGCCCAGUGCUGAGGAUGAGCCCUUCGCCCUCGGGGCUGAAGCUGCCAACUUUGUCCCCAACAGCACAGCCAGGGGUGAGCAGCACAUCCCGCCAGCUGAUGAUGCUCCAGCAUGGUCCUCCUGCCUCAAGUCUCCCACCAUCCAGCCCAAGCCGAAGCCGCAGCCCAGCCACAACCUCAGUGAAGCAAGAGGGAAGGGGGCCGAGCUCUUUGCCCGCCGGCAGUCCAGGAUGGAGAAGUUUAUCAUUGAGGCUCCCUCCCAGCCAGAGCUGCUGCGGUCCCCAUCACCCACAAUGUCCCUGCCUCCCUCCUGGAAAUAUGAUGCCAGUGCUUGCCUGUCACCCAUGGUCUCCAGACACCCCUCCAAGAGUCCCUCCAGACCCUCCAAAACCCCCCCAGCUUCUCUGUACAGCAGCAACCUGAUGGAGAACGAGGUCUCCCAGAAGGAGCUGGAGAUCUCCAAGCACCAGCCCUACCAGCUCCAGUCUUCGCUCUUCAUCCUCUCUCCAUCCAAGAGUCCAGCGAGGUCCAUGCCCCGGGAGAUGCCUCCACCCAGACCCUCUCUUCCUGAUGCCUACUCCUACCCCCAGCAAACCUCCUGCCCGACCUCUCCGUUGCCUCCUUCCCCUGUCUGGCAUCCUCCCGCUGUGCCCAGUGCCGGCCAGACCAACUCCAGCCCCUUUCCUGGAACCACCGGGGCUCUGGCCCUGAAUCACAGCAGCCAUGUUGGUCCUGGAGCCCCGACCGAGGUGCUGCUGGCCUCCCCAUGCCGCCUGCUGCCACCCCGAGCGAAGGGAGGCUUCCAGGCACCCAGACCCUCCUACUCCACCAGGAAUGCCGGCAUCGAGCCGCAGGAAAGGCGGCCGUCCCUCCCUGCCUCGCCCACCUGGAUGCCCCGGCUGGUGCGGCGCCCGGGCAGCCUGGACGGCUGGGCCAGCCCGGCCUCGGUGCCCGAGCUGGAUGAGGGACCCCCUACGUCCCCUCCAUGGAGCGAGAGGUCCCUGUCCCCACUGCGGCAGGACGCCGACCCCCGGGCCAGCCGGCAGAUGCAAGCGCGGCUCGCCAGGAACAUCAUCAACGCUGCCCGGAGGAAGAGCUCCUCUCCCAAAGCCGUGGGGCCGGAGGGCUCCCGGCCCUUCACCCCCAUCCCUGCCGGCCCCCCCAGUCUGCCCCAGUCCCCCUGGCCAGCGCGGCCGGAGGGCUGCAGAGCCAUGGCACUGCAGGCUGCCAGCAGUGUGCCGGGGAGCCUGGGCAGCCCCUCACCCACCCACAAAAGCCCCCUGCGAUCGCCCCGGGCGGACAGCCCCCAGUUCUGUGCUUCCCCUGGGUUGCCCCGAGCUGCCUGGGCAGAGGGGCGCCGGCUCGUGCUGCCACCCAGCAUGUCCUCCUGCCCCAUCCCCCGGCUGUCCCCCAGCCCCAAGAGCCCCUUGCCAUCCCCCGUGGUGGGCGGGCGGGCCCUGGCCAAGCGCUGCACCUCGCGGUCCCCAACGGACUCGGACGUCUCCCUUGACUCCGAAGACUCGGGGACCAAGAGCCCGGGCAUCCACAGCUUCAACCUCUGCCCCCGGGGCUGGACCAGCAGCCUGCGGCUGAAGCCAGGGGGGCUGCCCUCAGGGGCCCCCUGCACCUCCUAGACGAGCCAUCUCUGGCCAGCCCACCCUCUCCCCAGCCCCACCAGCCCAGGUGAUGCCACCCACAGAUCCCCACUGGGAAGACCCCAACGCUCAGGGUUGAGGUCUCCAAAACCCCGUAUCCUCAGUCCCCGGAGGAGCUGCCACAGCCCCUUGGCAUGCCAGCAGGGUCAGGUGCCUCCUGCCUGCCUGCCAUCCCAUGCCCCCGCUCUAUUUUUACCACCUUAACCUUUUGGGGCAGGACUGCAUGGUCAGCAGGCAGAGCAGGCAGAGCAGGCAGAGCAGGCAGAGCAGGCAGCAUGGGGGGAGCCAGCCCCCAGCACAGCCCCCUCCCUCUGCAGCCCCUGCCCAUCAGCUGGCCCCAUGCCACACAGCCACAAUGGGGAUGGACUCGGCGGUCCCCCGUGAGCCCUCUGCCCCCAGUACCAAGGUGUCAUCCCAGGGUGUCACCGCAGCUCUGUUUGCUGCUGCCCGGGGGGUCAUGGUGUACCUGGCAGGGGUGGACAGCACCAAGUGCAUGCCAUGGCCAGGCACCCUCUCCCAGCCUCCAGAUCUGGAUGGUUACAAUUGGAACCAGCUUUCAGAGAGGAAAAGUUAAUGUUGUAUUCCAGCCCCCCAGAUCUUCAUGGCUUUUUUUUUUUUUUUUUACUUUUGACCUCUUCUCAAAGAAAUUCCCCCAAAUCCUUCCCUGGUGACCAAAAAGAGAGCCAAAGUUAUUUAUUGCCACAUCAAGGGGACCGUUUACAGGUGCCCUCCCGCCCUGCCCAAGCUAAAAGGGACAGCCCUAUCCCAUUACCGUGUCACUGUCCCCAUCCCCAGGCUUACCCCAUCCCUGUCCCCACUCCUAUGGGCUGGAGGGGAGGGACACACAGGGACCAGUCGGUGCUGUGGUAGCCAGGGCGGGUGGGAGGUGGGGAGCUCUUGGGGGGCUGAAGGAAGUGGUACAGGUUGCAGAAGGUUUGAAGAAGGUGUCAGUGCAGGAGACAAUGCUUAGAGUGUCUCAGGGACGAGCUGCUGUCCCCAUGGGGAGCCCUGCAAGGGGCUGGGGGGUGGGCAGAGGCACCUCUGAGGGCAGCAGUGUCAGAGGAAGGUUUGGGGCGGGGGAGCGAUGGGGAGAGGAGGGCAUCACGGUGGACACAGUUAUGUGGCAGAGCCUGGGGAGAGCAGCGGGUGUCCAGGGAGGGAAAUGGGUCCCCAAAACACUUGUCACACCCCGGAGUGAGCAGGAGCUGGCUGGGGUGCCAAGAGGCGCUAUGGCAGUGACCAUAGCCACCCACCCAGAGGACACAGCCUUGGUGCCAGUAAGACCAACACCAGGAAGGGAGGAUGCAUUUGUGCUGCCAGGGCUCUGGCAUGUUCCCUGUUCAGGGAGCCCCUGUCACCCCCUCCCUUUCCGCAGGACACACUGUUGGAGCCAGCCCAUCCCUGUUCCCCAGGUUCCCGCACCCCACAGCCUGCUCUUCCCAGGACACAGACUCCCCCUCACUCCACCAGGCACCACGACUCGCCUUUGCCACACACUUGUAUACCCAGCUCAGAAAUAAACUGCCAUUAUCCCA
This is a messenger RNA of Falco peregrinus (peregrine falcon), 4709 nucleotides long. It is a transcript of the gene SYNPO, whose product is annotated as synaptopodin. The coding region runs from base 1 to 3153 and encodes 1050 amino acids. Gene Ontology annotation, cellular component: spine apparatus; nucleus; actin cytoskeleton. The transcript has 3 exons. The record is from RefSeq and is a predicted model, not a curated record. Lineage: Eukaryota; Metazoa; Chordata; Aves; Falconiformes; Falconidae. Gene Ontology annotation, molecular function: actin binding. Gene Ontology annotation, biological process: positive regulation of actin filament bundle assembly; modification of dendritic spine; spine apparatus assembly.